UCAUCAAAAGGAGUCAGGAACAUAAACUACACACACACACACACACGCACGCACGUGAAAACAAGCUUCGUACGGUUGGACCUGUUUUGUCUUUGCACUUAGGUUGUGAAUUUGAAGCGGCCAUGUGUCAAGCUGAAGAGGAAUAUAAUGGUCUGGAGUGUAAGCAGGAGAAGAUACCUGUGCCGACGUCCUGCUUCAAGGAGUACUUCAUACACAAAUUGCGGGCCAUGUUGGGAAAUAAUCGUGUCAUCUUUCCCCAUGAGAAGGUUCUUCUUGCUGUUUCUGGUGGAACAGCCUCUUACUCGAUGCUCUCACAAGUUCAAGAGUUCAUUUGUGUAGAGGACUCUGCAUAUUCACCCGAACACAAGCUGGCAGUAGAGAGGCUGUUCUCAUCACUGAAGAUACUCAUAGCCAAAGAGGAUAUGUUACAGACCUUAAGGCAGCACCUGAUUCUGCACAUUGCCCGUGAGAACGGCUACUCGAAGGUCAUGAUGGGAGAUAGCUGCUCACGACUGGCCGUCAAACUACUCAGUAAUAUCACUCUGGGUCGCAGAGCAGCACUGGCUUCAGAUACGGGUUUCUCUGAUCAUCGGUAUGGGGAUGUGGUGAUAGUGCGGCCCAUGAGGGACUAUUCGUUUAAAGAGAUCACCUAUUACAGCAGAAUGUUUAAUGUGCCCUCAGUUUUUAUCUCAGGACUGGAUACCAAGACCCACGAUAAAGCCAGCAUCCAGCGACUGACGGAGAGUUUCGUCACCAACCUACAGGCGGACUUCCCCUCCACUGUUAGCACUAUCUACAGAACUAGUGAGAAACUUAAUACAUCAGUCAUGUCCCCUCAAAGUCAAACUGCUGAAGCUGCCUCCAAGUGCCUGCUGUGUCUCUGUGCUCUCGACACUAAAGCAGGUAAAGCUUCUGCCUUCAAUGCUACUUUGGUGUCUGAGCAGCUAUCCCAGAUUGAACUUCAGGACCCGUCUGUAGAAGCACCAGCACGGUCAGCAGAGGAGGGUCAGGGUUGUGGCUCCUCAAACAGGUUGCCUUCACAUCAGGACUUGAAGACACUCUUGUGCUACAGCUGUAGACUCACUAUCAAAGACAUGGGAGCAACAGACACUCUUCCACCUUACAUCAUAACAGAGGCAGAAAAACAACAGAAAAGGUGGGAAAUGCUGCUCCGUAACCUAAAUGAAUGAUUUAUUCAAAUAAUAAAUGUCGUUUACUCACCCUUUAUAAAGCAGCAUGAUUGUCCUUCUUUUGUGGAACACAAAAGGAGAUGUUUAGCAGAAUAUCCUGGAUCCUCUUUUCCAUACACUUAAAGCAAAUGAGGAUUUGGGACUGUCGGGUUUCAAAAAUAAGAAAUAAAGCACCAUAAAAGUGGUCCAAAUGACUUGUACACUACGUAUGUCUUCUGAAGCCGUAUACAGUAUGUGAGGAACAAGCUGAA
Molecule: messenger RNA, 1441 nt
Organism: Sinocyclocheilus grahami
Lineage: Eukaryota; Metazoa; Chordata; Actinopteri; Cypriniformes; Cyprinidae
Product: cytoplasmic tRNA 2-thiolation protein 2-like
Biological process (GO): tRNA wobble position uridine thiolation
Cellular component (GO): cytosol
Molecular function (GO): sulfurtransferase activity; tRNA binding
Source: RefSeq, a predicted model, not a curated record